GUUAAAUGUAGACGGAAAUGAUACUUUGUUCAGGAAAAGUUAACCUUCGAUUUGGGCCUACAUGGACGUGGGAAUUACACAAUGCCCAAAUGAGUUGAUACUCCUGUUGCUACAAAACUCAUUAUCAAGGUGAGUUUUGGCCUGAAGACAAGCUUGGAAAAUGGAUUUCAAACGGAUACACAGUGGAUCGCUUUCGGGAGAAUCACUCCAUCCAAGAAAGAAGUCUUGUCGAGUGACUCGACUGAACCUGCUGAUUUGCAUGGUCCUGUGCGCGGGGUUUGCGCUGCUGGGGUUAAAUGUGUACCAGCUUCACCAGAUGCGUGAAGAGCACCUUCUGCAUGCUCGGGAAGACCAUCCUAUCACGAUUGUCGAAGGCCAAGUGGACAAACCUAUGGGAAAUCCACCGGUUGUCUGGAUUCAAGGAAAACGAAUUGAGACCGGGUACCUGAACCAUGUGAAGAUUGUGUUUGAGAGGCUCGGGUUCUUUGUGACUCACCAUGGCGACGUGGAGUGGGACGUGUUAUGGGCCCAUGACUACCCCUUCGUGACCUUGAAGCACGCCUUGGUUGACCUGCAGCCACAUCAGCGGGUGAAUCAUUUUCCGGGGUCAGGCUACAUCACCAAUAAAGGCAUCCUGGCCACAAUGCAGCUGGAUGCAUUCCCAAAAUGCUUCAGAAUUCCCAAGGACAGGGAUAAAUUGGAGGAGUAUGCAAAGCUCAACCCUGGAACCAUGUGGGUGCAGAAGAACAACAACCAUAGAGGUAUAAGGAUCAAACAGAUAGAAGAACUGGACUUAAACUCUGAAGGUUCGUUUAUUCAAGAAUUCAUCUCCAAGCCAUUGUUAAUUGACAAAAGGAAAUUUGAUAUUGGUGUGUACGUGGUUAUGACAAGCCUUAGUCCACUGCGAGUGUACAUGUUGGAGGAUGAAUCAUUAUUCAGGUUUUGCCCUGAGAAUUACUACCCAUUUGACAAGGACAAUGUCAACAAGUAUGUUGUACAUGACGCCUACACACCCAUGUGGAAGAUUCCGUCUUUACAGCAACUGUAUACAGAACAAAACUACAGUUUCAAGGAGACAUUUAACAGAUAUAUGAAAAAUCAAGGUUAUAAUGUGUCCAAGAUCUGGGAGGACAUCCACAGCACCAUACUGGCUGUCUACCUGAAGAAACACCCUAGUCUGAUGCAGGCAGGCACUGUAUACAAGUCCACCAGGAACUUUUUUGAGCUGGUGAGGUUUGACUUCAUGUUAGACGAGAACCUCAAGCUGUACUUGAUGGAGGUGAACAUGUCUCCCAACCUGUCCACCAAUCAUUUCAUGGGAAACAAACGCUUGUACCAGCAUGUUAUCUACAAUGUUCUACGAGUGGCCCGCAUAGCUUCCAUGGUCUACAAUCAGUUUUCAAACAUCGAUGCUGACACAGAUGAGAUGCUGGCGUCUGACCGGGAGAUCACUGUGUUCUCAGAGUGGUGUUCUACGCCAGAAUGUGCCGGCAAACAGGGAUGUGGUAAUCUGCGGUGUGCGCUGUGCACCCAGUGCCUGCACGCCUCCCAGAAGGUGACCUUGAGGGAGGCCUACCUGGAACACUACAACAGGGGCGGCUGUCACAGGCUCAUCCCUCCUGCCAUUGGACACGAGGCAGCUUUAACAUGGAGCCCAGAGAAUCCAGAUACAGAUGCCUUUGGGCUUCAGAAUCAAACAGAGAGGAAUCGUCUCAUGUAUUUGUGGUUUGUCUGCAUGUGCCGGAAAGACCGCACGUUCUGCCUGUGAUAAUGAGUUGUGAUCUCAUUUAUUUAAGAAACUAAACUAUAGCGUUCCAAAUGAGCUGAGUUAUGGUAAAAUGGGGCUUCAUGCAUGUGCGUAAAGUGUCGUCCCUGAUUAGCCUUCACAUACAGCGCUUCCAGCAUACACUGAAAAAGAAACUCCUUUUAAGCAAAAAAUACAAUUGAAGUGGAAAGUGUUUUCUCUAAUCUGGGAUGACACUUUACGCACAUGCAUCAAACAUUGUUUCCCCAGAGUGCGGCUCAUAUGUAUUUUGUAUUUUCUAUGCAUUAAAUGGUAUUUUUUUAAUUAUUUAUUUUAAUACAAAAUUAUACAUGCAUAUGGGCAAACCAAUAUAAUAUUUCCACCAAAAAUGUCAAAGAACUUGAAAUACAUCAUAGAGAAAUUACGGCAACUUUUAGGGCGCAAUUUGUUCUAUAUUUUGACUUGUAUUUAUAUAAUAUACUCAUUCUUGUUUAAGUACGCAGUCAGAAAAUGCUUUGUUGUUUAAUAAUACAAUUUUUAUGCAACAUUAUUAUGGUUUUUUUAACACAUUUUUGGAGCAAUUUUAUUAAUCCUUUGCUGUGCUCUCGCUCUUUUGAUAGAGUGCUGCACAACAAAUACCAGAUUUACUUUUGAGUGUUAAUAACAAGUUUCCAUCUAGCAAAAGCUUUAUAUGCCAUGUAUUACCUCAACUCAAAGUGCAAAUAUACAUUCCAUUGUGUUCCUUCUCACCCAAAGGUUAGUGAAGUUAGACAUUAUAAAAAGUACACAUUCAAACUAACACCAAUACUGAUUAAAUAAGUACAAUUUCCUAGAAAUGACAAUGACUCGUGGUUAAACUAUGCAAUUGGAGAAUAAUAUAGCCAUUUGUCAAGGGUAUUGCUUUAGUUUAUUUAUUAUUUUAAUAAUUUUAAUUAAAAGAUUUAAUUGUGUUGUUUUUAGUAAAAAUGCUGCUGGACAGCUUUUCAUAUGUUACAAUUCAUAAUAUUAUUUGCCAUGUUUCAUCAUGUUCUAGGUAUUAAUUAUUAAAAAUAUUUUUUUACAAGUAGUUGUGAAAGGGUUUUGUAAACAAUGUUAAAUUUGUUCCACGUUCAUUUGUUGCUUUACUAUAUUGGCUAUUGUACUAGUUUCAGAUCAUGAAAAUUUAGUUAGAAUCAUUUGUUAUUUAUAUGGAUUUUGAUUUUAUAUGUUUGGUGAUAGCUUUUAUUGUUAUAUGUGUCGGUUUUACUUUGUUUUUUAAGUGUUUGCAUACCUUCAAAGUAUAUUGCAAUCAUGCAAAUUCAUGGUGCGACUAAGCAAGCCUUAAUUCCUAUAUGGCCUUCUCUGUGAAAAAACUGGUCUUUCCGAGUGUGCGUGAAGAGUUGUCCCAGAUGAGCAUAUGCAGUCAGCACUCCACAGGCUAAUCUGUGACAACACUUUACACAAAUGCAUAAAGUCCUGUUUACUCUGAGUGCUGAUAAUAUUCUUAUUUGAGAGCAACAAUUUACAAGCCUGCAUAUAGGAAAAGUGAGAAAGCUCUAUUGAAAACUUAUCUGUACAUGGCUUGUGCAAAUUUUGAUUUCUGUGCCUCAGAUUUACAAUAUAAAACCAGAUGUUAAGCCUGGUUUUUCAAUGAAUUAGGUUUUCCUCUUAUACACACUUGGAACAUUGUUCUAGCCCUUUUUUUGGCAAAACAGGGCUUAAUGCAUUGUGUAAUGUGUGGUCCCAGAUUAGCCCCUGGGGUCUGCACAGGAUAAUCAGGGACGACACUUUCUGUUAAAUUGGAAAGAAAAUAAAGGUAGUCUCUUCUUAACAAAAAUAAAGUCUAAGCAAAAAGUGUCUUCCCAGAUUAGCCUGUAAGGGCUGCAAAAGCUAAUCUGGAUCGACCCUUUAGGCACAUACAAUUUCCCAGAGGGCUGUUCAUUUAUUUAAAUGCUCAGGGGUCGUAUUCCAGAAGCAUCGUAAGUUAAAUUGUAUUCUUAUCCUUAAAGUGGGAAAAUUUCUUAAUUGUUUCAUUUCAUAUUGCAAUUGUUUGGCAUCACAAUUUACAUGAAAAUAACAUCAUUAUGUCAAUGUUAUUUUAGGAAUACCAAAAAAUGAUGUAUUUCCUUAUUAAGUAAAGAAAUACAAAACAUUGUAAUUUUGACCUUAAGUGAAAUUAUUUAAGAAAUUACUUAAGAUGUCUUUUGAAUACCACCCCUAAUGAAUGGAAGCACAGCCGUAAUUUAAUGGGACUUUUCAUUUAAGCAUCUAGAUAUCCUUUUUACUUGUUAGAUUUAACUUCACUAUAACAAGGUUGCACUUUUUCAAAGAUAAGUAGGAAGCUACUCAGUAAGUAUCAACUCUGUUAUCAUCUUCAUUUACGUCUUGUUAUAUGUGUUAGAUGCAUCUAUAUGUAUGAUUGUUAUAUGUGUUAGAUGCAUCUAUAUGUAUGAUUGUUAUAUGUGUUAGAUGCAUCUAUAUGUAUGAUUGUUAUAUGUGUUAGAUGCAUCUAUAUGUAUGAUUGUUAUAUGUGUUAGAUGCAUCUAUAUGUAUGAUUGUUAUAUGUGUUAGAUGCAUCUAUAUGUAUGAUUGUUAUAUGUUUUAGAUGCAUCUAUAUGUUUGAUUGUUAUAUGUGUUAGAUACAUCUAUAUGUAUGAUUGUUAUAUGUGUUAGAUGCAUCUAUAUGUAUGAUUGUUAUAUGUGUUAGAUGCAUCUAUAUGUAUGAUUUUGCCUAUGAAUGGGCAUUCAUCAAAUAUUGUUGUACUUUAUUUGUGUUAACUGAAGUAUUUGUUUUAAUAUUUAUUUACUGGUAUAUGCUUUUUACAAUCUAUUAAAAGAUACACAUUGAAUCAAAUUAAAAAUCUAAUUUCUCUAGUUAAACUCUAGGAUUGUCAUUUGUAAUAAAUAACUCUUUUAAACGAAGACAUAUCAUAUUGUGGUGUUGUUAUAAGAAUUGUUGUUGAUUUGUGAAAAUGGCAUGGCAUGAAAUAGCUUAUUUUAUUUCUGGAUAACUUGUACCAUACCUAUGCAAUACCUUACCUAUAACUCUUACAUAUUAUUUUUUAUAUUAGAAAAUAUUAAUGAAUACCAUAUAUGAAGUCUUAUUUGUCUGCUUAAAUGGUUAAGUUUGUUAUUUAUAGGUGUUUUGACACUUUUUAGAUCUGUUGUUAUUAUUUCACAGUUUGAUAUUCAGGUAUAGUGUAAUGGUUUGUUUAAUUGUAUAUACAAUGCAGCCUUUAAAUUAAUACAUGUUAGAAGGUAUUAUGUUGUUGAAUAAACAAAUAAACUCAGGGCUUCAAAUCAUUCCGAAGUUAAAAAGUUAUCAACAAUUACUUCUUUAGUUGUACAAUUAAUCAAGUACCUGUCAUUUACCCACUGAUAAGUACUUUAACAUGCCCCCACUUGUGUUACCCUUUAACAUGUCUGCACUUGUGUUACCCUUUAACAUGCCUGCACUUGUGUUACCCUUUAACAUGUUCCCACAGUAGUCUCCCACUUGUGUCACCCUUUAACAUUCUCCCACUUGUGUUACCCUUUAACAUUCCCCUACUUGUGUUACCCUUGUGUUUUUACCAUCAUUCCUCCUGAGCCAUCUAUCAAAAAGUUAUUUGUUCAAUGUUGUAUAUUUGUAUUGAGAUUGUCAUGUUUAAAUAUAUGUUGAAAUUUACGUAUACAUUUUAAACACACAAUCUGUCAAAAUGUGUCUCGGAAUUUUAAAAUAUCUACAUUUACCUUGUAUUUUCACGAGAAUUUUAUUGUAUUGUUUAGUGUCAUUGUUCUUGCUUUAUAGAUAUAGAUAUUAAUCAAAUGGGUUGUUGCCUUACAAUCAGACAAGCAAUACAGGACAAAUGUUGCCUUAUUGUUUCGAUCUGCAAAAUAUGUAUAUUAUUUACCUACUUUCUUUCUCUGUUAAAGUUAUACUGUGUAGAUGAUUUUGUGCCAUUUACAUUAUUAUAAAUAAACCCUGCUCUGGGAAUUCCGGGCACAUGCUUUAAGCCCUGUUUUUCCAGAACGAGGCUCAAAUGCUUUUAGAAUGUGUUAAAUAUAAUCACGAUAUCUUUGACGCCUGUUCAAUUUCUGUUGUGAAUUGAACGGCACAUUUUAUACAUGGAAAACAGAAUACAAAAUUGAGAUGUUUUA
Molecule: messenger RNA, 5863 nt
Organism: Dreissena polymorpha
Lineage: Eukaryota; Metazoa; Mollusca; Bivalvia; Myida; Dreissenidae
Product: probable tubulin polyglutamylase ttll-15
Exons: 16
Coding region: 161-1768 (535 amino acids)
Biological process (GO): protein modification process
Source: RefSeq, a predicted model, not a curated record